Molecule: messenger RNA, 3019 nt
Organism: Limulus polyphemus (Atlantic horseshoe crab)
Lineage: Eukaryota; Metazoa; Arthropoda; Merostomata; Xiphosura; Limulidae
Product: serine/threonine-protein kinase 31-like
Exons: 22
Coding region: 143-3019 (958 amino acids)
Biological process (GO): spermatogenesis
Molecular function (GO): RNA binding
Source: RefSeq, a predicted model, not a curated record
GUUGUACUUACGAUGCUAUUAUUUGUUUGUGAACUAAAACAGUUUUACUAAAAAGUAAAUGUGUGGCAUACAGAUGUUCAACUAGUUGUCUAAAACUACCAUUGAAAACAACUAAAACUGAAGAAUUGGAGCUGAAAUUUGUAUGACUAUAAUGGCUAAACGAAGAUCUACGUAUGAUAUUUUUGUUGGUAACUUGCCACCUCACGCUGAUCAGCAUUUUGUUGGGAAGUUUUUUACCUGCUUUGGAGAAAUAAAUGGAAUUUAUGUAAAAGAGGGAAAAAUUGGAGAUGGUUCCAAAAUUGCAUUUGUCCAGUUUCUCUGUGAACCUGAUGCAGAACGAGCUGUAGAAGAAAGAAAUGGAAUACUUUUGGAUGGAAACCCUCUAAUAGUUAGAAGAAGUUCUAAAAGGGAUGGUCCCCGUGAACAAGGAUAUCAAGGAGGAAAGUUUGAAAAGAAAGGGAAAAAACAGAUGAAUGACAAAAAAGUUCAUGUGUUCAGUGGAACAUUGACAGCAGGUUCAGGGAGCUUUAACUCUUUAAGAAAAACCUCCACAGAUUCAAUACCUUACCUGGAACAUUAUGGUACUGUUGGAACUUCAGAAGAAGAAUUGAUAGUUGUACAUGUAGAAGAUCCCACAAUUUUCUUUUCACAAAAAGUCGAAUCUAACCAGCACUUGGUAGAAAUUGCAAAGCAACUUUCUCAGGUUUGUCCAAAGGCCAAGAGUGUUCAAGGUAUUCCUCAGAUGUUUAAGAUUUAUGGAGCUCAGUUUAGUGAGGACCAACAGUGGUAUCGAUGUGAGAUAAUAAAAAACAACAUGCCUGAUCAAUGUGCUGUUAGAUAUAUUGACUUUGGAAACAGAGAAGUGGUUAGUAAUCAAAAGAUUGUGGAUCUUCCUGAUGAACUGGCUUCCAUACCUCCUUUAGCUUUCAAGUGUCGAUUUCAGGGAUUAAGAGGAACAAUGAUGGAUACAGGAAAUAAAAACUUUGAAGAGGGAAAAAAGUUUUUGAGCCAAGUGACGGAUGGCCAUGUUGUCCAUGCCCAUCUACGUCCUCCACCAGGAGAAAAAAUUGUUUGUUGCUGGGUUAUUAAUGGUUCUGUUAAUGGGUUAAAUAUUGGUCAAGAAUUGGUUAAAAAAGGUUAUGCAGUCCAAGUUGAGAGAGAUGGCACUAUUAUUAGUAGCAAAAAUGUAGAAGAUAGUUCUUUAUCUGGCAGGCCUGUGUUGGGCAAGAAAACGGAUCAGAGAUAUUGUAUAAGUGGACGAGGGGGAAAACGCUAUGCAUCUGGGCAUCGACUGUCUUUGGAAACACCCCCCAGUACUGGAAUUAAUACAUUAACUAGUACACAAACCCAAAUUUCAAGCACUUUGAGUGAUUUGUCCCAUUCUUCCUCUCUUGAUGAUGAUUUGUGCACAAACUAUGGAACUGGUUAUUCCUACCAUAGGAGUGGGAAUCAGUUCAGAGGUGGUGGUGAUGGAGGUUAUGUUCUUGAUGAAAUUAGUAGACUAAAAGUUGAGAAGGAAAAAUUGCUCAGAGAUCUUGCUCUUGAAAAAGGAAGGUUUCAGGCAGUGAAAAAUGAACUAGACAAAAUGGUUAAAGAUGACAUGUCUAUGAAGAUUUCAAAGAUCCAGGAAAAGACAAAACAAGUGAAGUUUUUACGUCAUCAGUUGACAUAUGACAAAGACAAACCAGACAUUAUUGAGCUUUGCAUUACCACAGUCUUAAAAUUACAGGAAGGUCCAGUGCUAGAUCAUAAUCAGAGUAUACAAGAAGCAGUAUCAAAAGCUCAUAAAAAUUUCAACUCGUGUCAGCAAAACAUAAAGUUCUGCAAAAAUAAGGAUGAACUUCAGUCACUUAUUGAACUUCGAGACUCAGCCAAACAGCAGCUCUAUGUCAAGAUAGAGCAGUUCCUAAAUCUUUUUUCUGAACGUCCUGUCAUUGAGAAAGCUAGGCUUUUGGAGAUGCUGCUUUCAUGUUUAAAUCAAUACUAUCAUCCAUUUCUCGGCAUGACUGGCACAAACAUGCUUUUGUUGCCUUUAAGUGAUUUGUCAAGCUUCUAUCAGAACAUGAAGAGUCAAAAACAGGAAAAGGUACAAGAAGUGAGGAGACAAACAAAUGAUGCAAUGAAACAGUUAUCUCAAGCACUUCAAGUCUUCUCUCAAUCUGUUCUACUAGAAGAUCCACAUGUGGAUGCCCUAUCAGCACCAGAAGAUCAUGUGUGCUAUUUGGAAUACCUCCUUGAAGAACGUGCACAAGAAACUUGUACUGUUAAUUUUCUUUCCAAAUGCCUGGCUGAUUAUUGCAAUGCUUUGAAUAUGGAAAUAGGUGUAUGUGAUAUGGAAGACAGUUCUGAAAGUGCUCUAAUGGCAGUGGUUACACAAAAGUUGCAAAAUGAAUUAAGUAAUGAACAAGAGAAGAUUCAAGGCGUAGCAGAAUUGAAAGUCCAGUACUCGAGUCUUUUUCAGGAAUUAUCACCUUGGUUGCACAACAAGCCAGAUAUUACAGAAGUGAUGGCUAUUAGAAAGAAAAUUAAGGGACUCAAGUCAAAACUACGUCAUAAGAUAGCCGAUAAGAAUGAUGUUGAAGAGAAUGACGAAAGUGAUAAAGAAGCUUUGGAAAAUAUUAACAGUGAACUUGCUGUUCUGAGAGGAGAAUUGCAUGAAGCAUUUGAUGAAGAAAGCAAGCUUUUGAAAAAGUUGGCUGAAUUGCAGGAAUCUCAUUUCCCAGAAUUGGACUUUCAAUAUUCUGAAUUGGGAAUAUCAAAUUAUGUGGAAUAUCUAGGUCUCUUGAAGCAGGGAUGGGAACUGGACCACUUCCAAGCAGAAAAAUCAUUAGUGUCUCAGUCAUUUGUAACCUACAGAGCAGUUUAUAGAGAAUCUGAAGUUAUAAUAAAAGAAUAUUUUAUUGAUAAUGCCCAACAAAAAAAAGAAUUUCUUAGGAGGAUAGUACAGUACCAUCAUGCUGCUUGUGAUAACUUAGUCCCAUUGCAUGCUGUUUUCUUUUCAAAGGUUGGUCAAACUUAA